AUGGCAACUGCUAAAUCCGAAAAUUAUGUGAUCGAUGAAGUGAUCGUAGAAGAUUCACUUGUCGGAAUUUAUAAAGCUCGACAUAUUUCAACAAAUGAAGAAGUGGCUAUUAAAAAAAUUAAAGUUGGCCGUCAUGGUGAAUAUACAGAUUGGGCUGAACCAGCAGCUGAAAAUGAAAUGCAAAUGUUACGAAAAUUAGAUCAUCCUAAUGUUAUUAAGUUACUCGAUUCAUUCUAUACAUCUGAUUCAAAAGUAGCUGUUUUAGUCUUUGAAUUAAUGCUUGCUGAUCUUGGUCGUUUAAUUCAUUGUACCGAUAAUCGUUAUUCUCAUAGUCAUAUCAAAUGUAUGGUUUAUAUGAUGCUUUCAGGUCUUGAAUAUAUUCAUUCAUCAGGUAUCAUGCAUCAAGAUAUCAAACCAGGAAAUAUUAUGAUUGAUUCUCAUGGAAUAAUAAAAAUUGCUGAUUUUGGUAUUUCAAUAUAUGUUAAUGAUACAUAUCGAAAACUUCAUCGUUUACCACCAGCAUGGUAUCGUUCACCAGAAUUUUUACUUGGUGAUCGACAAUAUGGUACAUCAACAGAUAUAUGGUCAUUAGGUGUUGUUAUUGGUGAAUUAAUUAAUCGACAUAUUGUAUUUCCAAGUAAAAGUGAAAUUGAACAAAUUUUAAUGAUUUAUCGUUUACUUGGUUCACCAAAUGAUAAAACAUGGCCAGAAGUAAAAACUUUUAAACAUUUUUUACAAUUUCAUGAUGAAAGUUUAUUAAAUAAUGAAGAAACUUUUGAAAAAAAAUUUCCAAAAGCUAAUGAACAAGAAUUAAUUCUUUUAAAAAGUUUACUUGUUAUGAAUCCAAAAUAUCGAACUACAGCUAAACAAGCUUUGGAAUCUUCUUAUUUUACAACUGGUCCUUCACCAUGUAAACCUGAAAAUAUUCCACGUUUAGCGGCACCACGACAUCGUCAUAGUCGAAAUCCAUUUCAUAUGAAUGAUUUAAAUGCAAGUGAUGAAAAUCUUCCAAGUGAUUAUAGUCAUUUAAAUAAUGAAACAAAACGACAACUUUUUUCACCAUAA
Messenger RNA from Rotaria sordida, 1065 nucleotides. The record is from the annotation of a GenBank genome assembly. NCBI's taxonomy places the organism in Eukaryota, Metazoa, Rotifera, Eurotatoria, Philodinida, Philodinidae.